CAGUCUCACCCCUAUUCGUCACAUACUGCCGUUUGGUCAUUUCCCCCUCACGUCCAUAAGCAACGUUGAGGGUACCCCCUAUUCGUCACUUGACAACGUAGAGGAGGGUCGUCCGAUAUUUGAAUGCAAAUCCCUCAUCUUUGGAUUUUGACGAACCUGGCUUAUCCAUCUAGCGGUUUUUCUGCGCUGGAAAGUAUGGUUUCAGGCGAUUAAUUUUAAUGCUGCUAAUAUUAUGUUAAUGUAUUUUGCAGUAGCAUGCUGCGCAAAUACUGUUACAAUCAUUAAUUGGUGAAGUGACCAUAUAUUUUAUUGGAGCAGAAACCCUGUUCUAAAUCGGAAUCACGCCUUUUUUCUUUUUUAAUAUAAUUUUGGGCUACAUUAAAAUGGCAUAAUUGCAGGACUGCAUAUUUGCUUUAGGCUUAAACAUGCCUUAAUUUAAGUGGGAUAUUUUUAAUUGUCGAUGGUAUAUUUGCAAUGGCUUAUAGUGUAUAGUGAGCCUGCUUUGUUUUUUUUUUUUGUUUUUUUUGCGACCAAAAAUAAAUAAAUAAAAAUAACACCUCAACAACAAAAAAAUACCAAUAGCAUACUUUUAUAGACCUUUCAUCUCAAUACUAAUUAUGAAGUUGUGAUAAAUAGCCUGCUGCGGAAAUGUUUAUAUUACUUAAUAUGGACAUAUCCUUUGGCAAAGAGAUGGAUGCAUUCUGGGGCGUGAUGUGUUAAAAUGUAAUUGCUAACAUAUACCCAUGUUUCCUUAGACAUUUCUGCUGACCCCUUUAAAAUUUUGAGCGAGGAUAUAAAAUAUUAAGACUGUACUUUUUCAUUAUAAUUUAUAUUUUGGCGCAAUUUUGUGCAGCGCGUCACUGUGCGCGACCAUCACAGAAACCAUUGCCCAGCGCGAUUCCACCACGAUUCCUUAAUCCCUGUCCUUUGAAAAAAAACAGCACCUCAUUACAUUAGGCACUUCUAAGAGCCACAUUUGUCUUGUUUAUUGUCUUAUUUGUAUUUUUUUAUUGUCUUGUUAUUUCUCUCUCUCUCUCUCUCUCACACUCUAUCUCUAUCUCUCACUCUCUCUCCAUCCCUGACUCUCUCCCCUACCAUCUGAGUGGUGGUUGUUUUUUAGAGGGACGGAGGAACUGGGUUGCUGCCUCUUCUUCAGUCACUUUAAUCAACUGAAAGUGUAAAGAAUGACAAAGCCAAAAUUCAGGCCUUGCCCAAGCUGCCAGGUCCGUCAGCAGGCUAACCGCAAAACCUGCAGUGCUUGUUUUGCCACACUGCCAAGCAAGCGGUUAUUGAAAACUGCAAAAAUUAAUGAUGACUGGGGCCAGAGGGUCAUCAAAAACAAAAAUGCAUCUCGGGUGGUGGCCUCUGCCCAAAUAGCUGUCCAAAAACUUUCUGCCUUGGGUUAUAUGCCCAUAUUAUUUAUCAGCCAGAGGCACAAGGGCACAGGAAAAUUGAUGGCAGAUGUAGUAACGCAUCUGCCACCGACACAGAACAACACACGUUUCUUAACCAGCAUGAAGAGGGCAUAUGACUUCAUGAUCAAACUGGAUGAUGUGUCCCAGCCCCAGCAAGACCAGCCCCUAGACCAGCCCCAGCAAGACCAGCCCCUAGACCAGCCCCAGCAAGACCAGCCCCUAGACCAGCCCCAGCAAGACCAGCCCCUAGACCAGCCCCAGCAAGACCAGCCCCUAGACCAGCUAAUCCCACAAGACCACCAACUGAUUACACUUGAACUAUGUCCAAUCGUCUCUCAGGCUCAGCAGCAUGUGGAGCUUCUACCACCAAGGAAAAGACAAACCCCACCAUCCAGCCCAGGCCAAGACAGACAAGCCCCACCAUCCAUCCAACCUCAACUAAAGAAAAGACAAACCACAGGUACAGGAGCCACACAAGCCCCACCCUCGACCCUGGCCAAAAAGAAGAAAACAAAAAGUUGCAAAUGCAGUCGACAGACAAUUUAUCCAUAUGAUAAAAUAUUGGAAAGACGGAUGAAUGGGGGGAAGGCAGCAGAGGUGAAAGUGCGUUGGCUACCUUGCUCUUCCUGUGGCAGAGUCUGGGAGGACACCUGGGAGCCGGCCAGCAAAUUCGCCUGAUGACUAAUACUGUUUUACUAUUUGUUUUGUAUAUAUUUCUCAAUAAUUAAAUUCACUAUUGUUACAUUU
Carassius gibelio (silver crucian carp) is the source of this 2162-nucleotide messenger RNA. RefSeq lists its product as uncharacterized. The transcript is spliced from 10 exons. NCBI's taxonomy places the organism in Eukaryota, Metazoa, Chordata, Actinopteri, Cypriniformes, Cyprinidae. The coding region runs from base 1185 to 2093 and encodes 302 amino acids. The record is from RefSeq and is a predicted model, not a curated record.